AGCCAGAGGAGCGGAGGGCGCGGCGGACUGUCACCGAGCGGACUGGGCUGUGGGAAACCGAAAACGGAGAGCUCAGCGUUUCCUCCUCGACUGGGCGGAGGGCGGAGGUAGUGGACGGAGUUAGGAACCGAAGCUACCGGGAGGGUGGACCACCAGGACGGCGUGCUGCUGCAGCUAUAACCCGGCGCAGCGUCGACAUGGAGCUGGAGAACAUCGUGGCCAACACGGUUCUGCUUAAAGCACGGGAAGGAGGUGGCGGGAACAGAAAAGGAAAGAGCAAAAAAUGGAAGCAGAUGCUUCAGUUUCCACACAUCAGCUUGUGUGAGGAGCUCCGACAGACCACAGAGAAGGACUACGGCAGCCUGUGUGAGCGGCAGCCCAUCGGACGGUUACUCUUCCGACAGUUCUGUGAGACCCAGCCCGAGCUGAGGCGCUGUGUGAAGUUCCUGGACGCCGUGGCAGAGUACGAGGUGACUCCAGACGAGAGGAGGAAGGACUGCGGUCACGAACUCAUCAAUAAAUACUUCAACCCAAAGUCGGAGGAGGACUACGUGUCUGAGGUGGAGGAGGCCAUGAUGACUCGGUGUGCCGAGAGGUUGCAGCUGGAAGCCUGCAAAGAGCUCUUCAAGGACUGUACCAAAUUGAUCCACGACUACCUGAGCGUGGCGCCCUUUGCGGACUACCUCGACAGCAUGUACUACAACAGGUUCCUCCAGUGGAAAUGGCUGGAGAGGCAGCCGGUGACAAAAAACACCUUCCGGCAGUACCGAGUUUUAGGAAAAGGUGGAUUUGGGGAGGUGUGUGCGUGUCAGGUACGAGCCACGGGGAAAAUGUACGCCUGCAAAAAGCUGGAGAAGAAGAGGAUAAAGAAGAGGAAAGGGGAGUCCAUGGCGCUCAACGAGAAACAGAUCCUGGAGAAAGUUAACAGCAGAUUUGUUGUGAGUUUAGCGUACGCCUACGAGACGAAGGAUGCUCUGUGUCUCGUGUUGACGCUCAUGAACGGCGGUGACCUGAAGUUUCACAUCUAUCACAUGGGCGAGGCGGGAUUUGAUGAGACGAAAGCCAUUUUCUACGCUGCAGAGAUCUGCUGCGGGUUGGAGGACCUGCACCGGGAGCGGAUAGUCUACAGAGACCUGAAGCCAGAAAACAUCCUGCUGGACGACCACGGCCACAUCAGGAUAUCGGACCUCGGCCUGGCUGUUCAUGUUCCAGAAGGACAAACCAUCAAAGGUCGGGUUGGAACGGUGGGAUACAUGGCUCCAGAGGUGGUGAAAAACGAGCGCUACACCUUCAGCCCCGACUGGUGGGCGUUGGGCUGCCUGGUGUACGAGAUGAUCGAGGGCCAGUCGCCUUUCCAGCAGAGGAAGAAGAAGAUCAAGAGGGAGGAGGUGGAGCGGCUGGUCAGGGAGGUGGAGGAGGAAUACUCCCACAAGUUCUCCGAAGACGCCAAGUCCAUCUGUAAAAUGCUGCUGGCCAAAGAUCCCACUGCGCGGCUGGGCUGCCAGGGGGCCGGAGCCUCCGAGGUCAAAGGUCAUCCCAUCUUCCGCUCCAUGAAUUUCAAACGGCUGCAAGCCGGAAUGCUGCAGCCGCCCUUCGUCCCUGAUCCUCAGGCCAUCUACUGCAAAGAUGUUCUGGACAUCGAGCAGUUCUCCACUGUGAAAGGCGUGGAGCUCGACCCAAAGGACGAGUCCUUCUACAGCAAAGUGUCCACGGGGAGCGUUCCAAUUCCCUGGCAGAACGAGAUGAUCGAGACGGAGUGUUUCACGGAGCUGAACGUCUUCUACGAGGACGGUUUGGUGUCCCGCGACCUGGACUGGAGAGGACAGCCGUCUCCUACGCCCAAACACGGGCUGCUGCAGCGGCUCUUCGGCAGACAGGACUGCUGUGGGAACUGCAGUGACAGCGACGACGAGCCCACCAGGCUGUGAAACGCUCACGGACACACGAUCCGUUUUGUUUACAACUUUUGCACAUGUGUAUUUUUAAGGUAGUACUAUCUGUAAAAGUCAGAAUGUAUAUUUUCAGCCAUAAUCGCCAGAAUGUUUGAUGUUAUUUAUCUGCUGUUUGGGAACAUGGACGGACACAUUUCUGUUCAUUUUGAGUCAUUUUACUCUUCAGGGAAGCUUUGCUUUCGUUUAUUCAGACACUGAACUGAGAGCUGCUGCUGAGCGGCUCCACAGGAACAGCACCUGCUGUAAAAGUGCCUUGCUUGUGAGCACUGUGGCAGUAAAGGAGUACUGGACCAGUUUCUCUUUAAGUUUUUCCCACCUGGUUGAGGGGAACCGAUAAACUGUGACCCUUGCGUCCGUUCUCUGCUCUGCUGUGACCAACAAACUGUUUUUGAUCUGUUUGCUUCAAUAUUUUGUUUUCAGAUGAUCAGAAUUGUAAAUUCUGCUUCUGCACGUGGUUGAGAUGGUUUUUUUAGACAAUCAACUCCAGCUUCAGGUUAUAGUUGUUGGGCAGAAUCCAGUUUUACGUCUCCAUUGUUUAACAGAGACCCAUUACCCAUCAUGCAACACUGUGCCUUUCCUUCGAGUCACUGUGGAAAACUUUUUAUUAUCAGUAGCAAACUUUAAAGUUUGGGUGAGAAAAACCAGACGGGGUCUCAAAACGCUCUCCAGGUGUCAAAUAAAAAAUUUAAAGGA
Molecule: messenger RNA, 2645 nt
Organism: Nothobranchius furzeri (turquoise killifish)
Lineage: Eukaryota; Metazoa; Chordata; Actinopteri; Cyprinodontiformes; Nothobranchiidae
Gene: grk6
Product: G protein-coupled receptor kinase 6
Biological process (GO): protein phosphorylation; signal transduction; regulation of signal transduction
Cellular component (GO): cytoplasm
Molecular function (GO): ATP binding; G protein-coupled receptor kinase activity
Source: RefSeq, a predicted model, not a curated record